Triplophysa dalaica is the source of this 1075-nucleotide messenger RNA. Its product is annotated as interferon-induced protein 44-like. The record is from RefSeq and is a predicted model, not a curated record. The transcript is spliced from 8 exons. The coding region runs from base 172 to 1068 and encodes 298 amino acids. NCBI's taxonomy places the organism in Eukaryota, Metazoa, Chordata, Actinopteri, Cypriniformes, Nemacheilidae.
AUAAGAAGGACUGCGGUUGAACAGAAUUAGAAUCGGCAUCACUCUGACAAUCUUCAGGUCGUGAGAAUCAACCCAGUUUUUAUAGCUAUUUGUUUCUUCGCAACAUGUACAGCAAUGGACUUUUGCUGUAACCUGCAGAACUGGAGGACUGCAACAUUAAAAUAAACAAACAUGGGAUCAUCCGAAUCAAAACCUGCUGAACCAGAAGACUUAGCACCAAAACCUGCAGCGCCGGUUCAAGAACAAGAACUGGACAAACCAUGGAGGAGUUUUAAAUGGGACAAUAUAUCAGAACUGAAAAGGAGUCUCGAAAAAUUCACUCCAAGUGAUCCAAAUGUUAAGGACAUCAAGAUUCUUGUUGCUGGUCAAAUUGGUGCAGGAAAGUCCAGCUUUAUAAACUCCAUCAAUAACGCUUUUCAAGGUCGGAUCACAUCAGCAGCGCUUGUUAAUUCAUCUUCUUGUGGUAAAAGUUUCACAACUAAACUGAAAGGAUACCGCAUCAGAACAGGAAAAGUCACUUUGCCCUUUGUCUUCAGAGACAUAAUGGGUUUAGAACCUGAUGUAUUGGCUGGAUCUCAAACAGAAGACAUCAUCAAUGCUUUAUUUGGACAUGUGAAGGACGGCUAUGAAUUCAAGAAGAACCCACUCACUCAUGAGGAUCAACAUUAUACCAGUGACCCCAGUCUCUCUGACCAGGCUUUCUGUCUGGUUUACGUCAUAGCAGCUGAUACAGUCAAAAUGACAGACGACAAACUCAUUGACAAGUUGAAGGUCAUCCGACAAAGAAUCAGUGAAAGAGGGAUUCCUCAAGUGAUUGUCAUGACUAAAGUGGAUGAAUGUACACUGGUGAAAAAUGAUCCAAGAAAGAUCUACUACAGCAAGAAGAUCAAAGAGAAGAUGCAGAUGUGCAGUGAUAAAGUGGGUGUGCCAAUGAACAACAUCUUCCCAGUGAAGAACUACCAUGAUGAGAUUGAAACUGAAGAUGAUAUUGAUGUUCUCAUUCUGAAAGCAUUGGAACAGAUUGUAAAUCUCGCUGAUGAUAGAUUGAUUGAAAACAGUGAUAACUGACAUAAAA